Messenger RNA from Cimex lectularius (bed bug), 784 nucleotides. Its product is annotated as late histone H2B.L4-like. Lineage: Eukaryota; Metazoa; Arthropoda; Insecta; Hemiptera; Cimicidae. Bases 337 to 714 code for a protein of 125 amino acids. Gene Ontology annotation, molecular function: protein heterodimerization activity; DNA binding; structural constituent of chromatin. The record is from RefSeq and is a predicted model, not a curated record. Gene Ontology annotation, cellular component: nucleosome. The transcript has a single exon.
CUCGUAUCAUUCCAAGUCGUCAGGAUUUUAAAAGCACCUUAGCUGAGGAGAAAAUAAAAAGACGUACAUUUCUGCGACUUUUUUUUAAACAGUGUACUAUGAUUAAAGAAUUAAUUCAUUCUAAAUGCAGGCAAGUAUGAAAGGGUUAAAAUAUUUAAAUAAUCAAGGUUUUAUUGACUAAAAAUGACUGAUUGAUUUUUCAAAAAAACAUUUGGUCACCGGUGCUAAAAGAAAACAAAAGACAAUAUAUAUAUUUAAAAAAAAAAAGAAGAAGAAAGAUAUACAGCUGAUCUAAAAGGAGUUUUCAAAAGGAUCUGUCGAUAAGAAAAAGAAAAAAUGCACCCGUCCAGCUCUGGAAAGUUGGCGGUCAAGAAGAACCUGAAGAGCGCCAAAGGGAGGCCGAAGAGCGAGUCGAGGAGCAAGAAAAAGCGUAGGAAAGAGUCGUACGCCAUAUACAUAUACAAGGUGCUCAAGCAGGUCCACCCGGACACAGGCGUCUCGUCCAAGGCGAUGAGCAUAAUGAACAGCUUGGUGAACGACAUAUUCGAACGGAUCGCGGCCGAGGCGUCACGCCUUUCCCUCUACAACAAGCGUAUGACAAUAUCAAGCCGUGAGAUACAGACCGCCGUGAGGCUCCUCCUGCCCGGUGAGCUGGCCAAGCAUGCAGUCUCCGAGGGUACGAAAGCCGUAACAAAAUACACGAAUACGAAGUAACUUUGAUUCAAUGAAGUAUUCAACUGUUCAAGUUUUUUUUCGGUGAAUAAACGUGUUAUAUUAAAAACUU